UCAAAAAAACAAUUAGAAUUAGCCACAAGAACAUUUGAAGAAAAAACAGAAGAGAAUAAUUUCAUCAACAUUUAUUUACCUUGCAAAAGAAGAAUGAAACCAUCAGAAAUAAGAAGAAAACUGGCUUUUGUGGGAAUUGACAACAUACAAGUACUGGACACAUACUGCCCUGACUGGGAUACAGUACUUUUAUUAAUACAUGAAAAAUACAAAGAGACGGCAGAAAAAAAAUUAGACCAGGCUGGUAUACAAACAAAAGAAUAUAACUACUUACAUGUUUCACAUUUGAGAGAUAGCAGACUUACAGGAUUAUCGAAAGAAGAAAAGACAACAAAAUUAGAGCAAAUUAGAAAUAACUGUUCAAUGAGAGCACUCGACUUUAUAAGAGAACCAGUAAAAAAAUCAGUUGCGAGAUGUUUUCACCGACAAAAAAUAAUUAGUGAUGACCAACUGAAGCAAAUACUAACAGGACGAAACGUAGUCGAAGCAAUGGAUAUAUUCAAAGAAUCAACAUCAGAAGAGAACCAAACCGCCCCAGUUGGAGAAAGCCAAGGCGACGACGAGACACAA
Molecule: messenger RNA, 570 nt
Organism: Mucor mucedo
Lineage: Eukaryota; Fungi; Mucoromycota; Mucoromycetes; Mucorales; Mucoraceae
Exons: 1
Source: RefSeq, a predicted model, not a curated record